AUGGCUCGUGGGCGGACGAAAUGGAAGACAUGCCUCUACCUUGUACGGUCCCUGAGGAAAUCUAGCUCUGAAGACGCUCUCAUUGACAUUUCCGGUGCACCUGCAGCCUCAGACAGUAGACCUAGCUAUGGGUCAGAUCGACGUGGUUUCAGCUCCACGGCUCCAUCUGGUGGUGACAGAUUCGCCGACAGAAGAGACGGCUACCCCCCUCGAGAAGCACUCCCUCUCCCUACUCAACCUCCAUAUACCGCACAUCUUGCCAACCUCUCCUUUGAUGCGACCCAGGGGGAUGUCAAUGACUUCUUCAAUGAAUGUCAGGUCACCAAUGUUCGCAUUGUUGAAGACAAACUUGACCGCAAGCCCAAAGGCUUCGGCUAUGUCGAAUUUGCAACAUUGGAUGGGUUAAAGGCCGCCCUGAACCUGAGUGGUAACAAUCUUGCAGGACGACAGGUUCGUGUCAGCGUUGCCGAGCCACCCAAAGAGCGACAGGAUGCCCGCGAUUUCAGUGACUGGUCACGAAAAGGCCCACUCCCAGAUUUACCACAGAACCAACGACGAGUCUCUGACCGACCCAACUUUGGCGCGAAAAAUUUCGACAAUAUGUCGGACGCUGGUAGCGAACGCGCACCCCGUCGUGGGUUUGAGCCAGCACAGGGAGAUGGAAAGAAUCGGGACUUCUCAAACUGGGAGAGAAGAGGCCCUCUUUCUCCAGCCACGCCCGCCCCAACCUCUCUCCGUGAGGGUGGCCGGCAACAGAGCAAGGAUGCUCAAGGAGGCUUCCGCAAGAACUCUCCGGCUUGGGGAGAGGGUCGCUCUCAGGAUGGUUCUCGCCCACCAAGGCGAGAAUAUACUGAAAAGCCAGUACCGGAACGUCAGCCCACGGCAUCCGAGAUGGACAAUCAAUGGCGCGCUAGAAUGAAGCCAGACGCACCAGCAAAGGUUCCUACUCCUGAAGCAAGUGAGCCAUCUUCGCCAGCCCCAUCUACCGUUGCUCCUGCGGGACGACCGAGACUGAACCUACAAAAACGUACGGUCUCGGAAGCCGAUCCGCUGGCGUCUCCAGCCGCGACUGAUUCAAAGGCAAGUCCUUUCGGAGCCGCUCGACCUGUCGACACUGCUGCAAAGGAGAAAGAAGUUGAGGAGAAAAGACAAAUUGCAAUUCGUCAGAAGAAGGAAGCAGAAGAGAAGAGCCGGGCUGAUAAGGCUGAGGAGAAACGCCUUGCAAAGGAAAAAGCCGAUGCUGAGAAAGCUAAGGAGCCAUCUGGAAGUGAGCCAAAAGAGCUGGCGGACUCUAAGAAUGGUGAAGAAGAAAAUGCAGACGCCACCCCCAAAAUCGACAUUCUGCGACGAGCUGAUGGAACCAAUGACAUGGUUGCUGAGGAAGACAAUGAAGAGGAAGGCGAGGCAGCUCUGCCGGUGGACGACAAGGCUGUGAAGCCCAGAGAAGUGGUUCGAAACGUGGGAUCUACUCGUGCCAACGGAUCAUGGAGAGGUGGCAAAUCACCUGCUACUCCUGAAAACACCACUCCCACAGCCGCUGCUCUAGAAGAAGAUGGUUGGAGCACAGUGUCGAAACCAACCAAACAACGCAACAAUCGCCGGAAUGCGCCAUCGAGAGCUCUGGCCUCAUGA
This is a messenger RNA of Exophiala bonariae, 1632 nucleotides long. RefSeq lists its product as uncharacterized. Gene Ontology annotation, molecular function: RNA binding. Gene Ontology annotation, cellular component: nucleolus. The record is from RefSeq and is a predicted model, not a curated record. The coding region runs from base 1 to 1632 and encodes 543 amino acids. NCBI's taxonomy places the organism in Eukaryota, Fungi, Ascomycota, Eurotiomycetes, Chaetothyriales, Herpotrichiellaceae. The transcript is spliced from 3 exons.